Molecule: messenger RNA, 1236 nt
Organism: Xylaria bambusicola
Lineage: Eukaryota; Fungi; Ascomycota; Sordariomycetes; Xylariales; Xylariaceae
Exons: 5
Coding region: 1-1197 (398 amino acids)
Source: RefSeq, a predicted model, not a curated record
AUGUCAUCUCAACUUUUACACACCGAGCAACAGUUGAGCGAUUCGACUAUGGGGGUUGAAAACGCCAGGAAACCACUUACAGAGUUUCAUCUGUUCCCCAAUCUAUCGACAGAGCUUCGAUUGGAGAUCUGGGAGUUUGCCGGCAGCUCAAUCCCACUACAGGUCCAUUUGUCGCGCCCCCUUCCACUCAACGCGAGAGAUGUAGAGCCGUACCCCGGAAUGCGCAUAUUCAAAAGGAGUCUGGAAUAUCAUGAUCAGCGAAUGAAAAAAAUCUUGCCCUUGUUACACACGAACUACGAAUCGCGAAAAGCGACGCUCGACAGGUAUUCGCUGGUGCCAAUUUAUGACUUGAUUGUUGACAGGGACUCUAUUUGGGAAUUGCACCCUGAGGUUAGAGCACAGCUGGACUUUGGGCUUUAUCAACGCCGAGUUGCCUGCGACUGGCGUGGCGACACUCUAUUCUGGCCGGACUAUUGGUUCCCGCUUCCCCCUGGUCUUUGUGCAGGCAUUUGCAGUGCUACCAAGCUUUGCAUAGUCGUGCAACGGUACUAUGGCGCUGACGAAGACCAUAUAGAGGAUAUGCAAGCUCUUAUCACCCCACUCAUUGAGGAAUGGACUCAGAAUACUCUUCCUAAACUUCCGAAACUCAAAGAAAUCACAUUUACCUUCACGGGCCAAGUAGAAAUAUUUACCGAGGAGCAAGAGGCCGGCAGGGACCAUCACUACGAAAUCCCAUACAGGCCAUGCCCGGAAAUUUCGAUCCUCGGCUCAUUAUUAACCGGCGGACCAGUUAUUAUGAACAAGUCCCCGUUGAGUCCCUUCGCGGAGCAGCCUAGUCAUUGGUGGGAACCGGUGUUGUACCUAGUAGCUUACACGGUCAGAACGUUACAAAAGGGAAUACAACGACAGCGAUCCGAAAUCAAGCUUCAUUGGGCAUUCGACUGGGGGCUCAUAGAUACUUGGGAGGAUGAUUGGGAAAGCCGAAGUAUCCUCUUAGAUGAUGAGGAAAGGGAUUGGGAACUAUUGGGCCUCGCGGCUGAAGGGAAGAUUGUAUUACAGGCAGAUAAACUCCUCCAGUUCGUCAAACUUCUCGAACUUGUAAAGUUCACCUGGUACGAUGAAGAUUUGACCGAUGAGUUUUCCGGUAGAUGCAUUGAAAUCUGUGAACGAAUUAGGGAGAUUAUUAAGGCGCAUUGAUCUAGCACAGCCAAGCGUGGGUGACAUCUGGUACGGCCA